AUCCAUGUAUAUUUCACUGGGUAUAUUUUGCUGACUUGCAAGAGUACCUGAAAUACUUUGAUGAACCAUAUUACCUAAUACUCAGACAUUUUUCUGCUCUUUGACCAAUUUUUUAGCUGUAGAUUGUUUCUCCAAUUGAUGAAAAUAGAUGUGUAAUCAGAGACUGGCCCUGAUUCUUCCUUUGUUGUUUAUCUGCUUCUGUAGGGAGACCUUCUGCAUUUGUGAUGGGACUACCUGGACAAAGGUUGGAUGGGAGAUUUUUCCAGAAGAAGUGUAUUACCUGAAAGUUAAGCCUUCUCCAUCUCACUGUCUACCCUUCCCGCUGAACAAACUAUGCUGCAACUUUGCUAACAUGGACGUAUUUCAGAGUUGCUUACACGUCACUUCUAUCUUAGCACAAACUCUCUUUUUAAUCCUGUCGGUUUUAUCUGCCCACUACUUGUGGAUGAAAUGGAAGAAACACAAAAAAAAGAUGAAAGAACAAGUCCCCUUGGGAAAAAGUGGCAAUGAUCUACAAAGUCCAUCCAUUUAUGACAUUGACCAAAUACUCUGCAAACUGGUGGCUACGACAUCAAUGAUGACUAAGUACCUGAACCAGGUGUCCCAGCGCUCGCCCUCUAAGAAAGUUAAGUACCGCAAAUUAAAGAAGAAGAAGAGUGAAGGAGGAGCCGUAGGACACUAAACAGACACAUAUGCAAAUACAGCUCAGUCAGAUGUGGAGAUUCCAAGAGAAAUCUACUGAGAGCACUCAUCAAAGCGUGGAGAUGGUUUUUUUGAGACUUUGUAAUUUUUGUGCCACAAUCUUUACUGAUAUUUUCCAAAGAAAACUGAGUUGAAAUGUUAUAUCCGUUCAACUAAAAAGAUCCCAUAUCUAAACGAGAGUCCUGGGGAAAAGACUGUGUGCUAUCACUGCUGUUUAAAGAUUUUGUUCUUUCUACUGUCUUAGAUUACGAUCAUUGCUCUUUUUAAUGUGUUAGAUCACUAAUCAUUAACCAGUCUGUAGAACACAUGCGUAGUUUAGUGUUUCAAUAAACCUCUGAUUCAAAUAGUA
Messenger RNA from Oryctolagus cuniculus (rabbit), 1051 nucleotides. It is a transcript of the gene TEX50, whose product is annotated as testis expressed 50. Lineage: Eukaryota; Metazoa; Chordata; Mammalia; Lagomorpha; Leporidae. The record is from RefSeq and is a predicted model, not a curated record.